Messenger RNA from Clarias gariepinus (North African catfish), 10845 nucleotides. RefSeq names its product neuron navigator 3 (gene nav3). The coding region runs from base 28 to 6735 and encodes 2235 amino acids. Gene Ontology annotation, molecular function: ATP hydrolysis activity; protein binding; ATP binding. Gene Ontology annotation, biological process: neurogenesis; nervous system development. The transcript has 41 exons. The record is from RefSeq and is a predicted model, not a curated record. Lineage: Eukaryota; Metazoa; Chordata; Actinopteri; Siluriformes; Clariidae.
UCACUCGCGCACUAUUUCUAAGUGAACAUGCCUGUAGUCGGAGUAGCGUCUAAACUGCGGCAGCCGGCUGUCGCCUCCAGGCCGGUUCAUACAGCUCUACCUAUUCCUAACAAAGGUCAAAGGUCAGAGGUCAAAACUUCGGAGCCUACGCCCGCGACCUUUCAGCUGUCAGUCAAAUCGGAGCUACAGGAAAGAACCGGUCAAGACGAGGAGAAGAGGAUCUGUAAGAUUUACACUGAUUGGGCGAAUCACUAUCUGAGCAAAGCAGGCUGCCCUCGACUAAUCAAGGAUUUAACACUAGACAUUCCCGACGGAGUCCUUCUAGCGCAUAUCAUACAGAUCAUCGCGAAUGAGAAGGUGGAGGACAUUACAGACUGCCCCCGGAGUCACUCUCAGAUGAUUGAGAAUGUGGAGUCUUGUCUAACAUUUCUGGAAGCCAGAGGAGUCAGUGUACAGGGCCUGAGCGCUGAAGAUGUGUGUAAGGGGAAUCUGAAGGUGAUCCUGGGCCUGUUUUUUGUUUUAUCGCGAUAUAAACAGCAGCAGCAGCAACAGCAGCAGUACCUCCAGUCUCUAGUGGAGCUUCAGCAGCACAUCACACACACACACUCACCCAAAACCCAGCAACGAGCUCCAGACAUGCAGUCAAGCGUGACUGUGCGAUACGCGAAUCCACCCCCUCAGAGUGGAGGAGGACCUGUGCAGAAGAAGAACACCAGGUUGCCAGGUCCCUCCCGAUCUCCUGUGGUGGGUAGCAAUAAAGCUCCGCCCUCUGCCAGUCUGAACCGCAGGAGUCAGAGCUUCAACAGCAUCGACCGCAACAAACCACUGCAGUACGCCAGCGGGAAUGACCGGGAGUCGGUGAAGUCUGUCCCCCUGGUUGGUGGUGGGAUGAAUGGCAGCAUUAGCGGUCAGCAGUUAGCCUCAGCCAUUCCCUCCCCCACGACUGGCCAAUCAUGGCGCAGCAAGUCCAUGAACAUGAAGCACAGCGCUACAUCCUCCAUGCUAGCCAGUAGCCCUGCCUCCUCACCUCCUCCGCCCACUUCGGACAGGUCACGUCCAUCACUCGCAGAUGCUUCUAAGUCGGCACCGGGGAACCAGCGGUCAAUGCUGGAGAAGUUCAGACUGGUCAAUACACGGAUGGCGUUGCAGGAAGAGGACGAUCUGUCGGAGUAUGGAGACGACAGCGGGAUGUGUUCCAAACCGCCGGGCAAGAUGCCCAUCCCAUCCCCUUCACUCUCAAACAAGAACACUGCUAACGCUAACACUGCUACAACUAUUGCUGCUAACAACACUAAGAAUGCUAACAAAUCCUUGCCCCAACCCAAAGAUGACAAGAAUAAAAACAAAAGCAAAGCUAGCACGCCACCUAAAGAGGACGUGACCUCAGAACCAGCUAAAAAGGGGUCUAAAAUCGCUAGCCUCAUCCCUAAAGGAGGGAAACCGACUGCAGCGAAGAAGGAGAGCGCACCUUCUGCCUCCAGUGGAAUCCCGAAGCCCGGAACAAAAGCUCAAGCAGCUUCAUCGAAACCUGCAGCGGAAAAGGUGAAGAGCUCCAAAGGGAGUCAGGGGUACUAUGCAGGGCGGCCUCUAGGGGGAGUGGAGGGCAAGAAGGGCAGCAUGGUGUCCUCCACUAGCACCUCCGCUCUAGCUGGGUCCACAGUCCAUCCUGGUAGCGGAGGAGGUGGAGUAAUGGGUAGCAACGGGGCAGUGCAGUUACCACAGCAACAGCAACACAAUCACCCCAACACAGCCAUGGUCCCGCCCUUCAUGUACAGGACGUGCUCAGAGAAUGAUUGUACUGCGGUAGUUGUUCCUGAUUCUUCUCUCAGUCCUACUAAAGAGCUUCCCUACAACAAAACAGCCAAACAGUGCCUAGAGGAGCUCUCAGGUGAGGACCCCGAGGCGAGACGUAUGCGCACGGUGAAGAACAUUGCUGAUCUGAGACAGAACCUGGAAGAGACCAUGUCCAGUUUACGGGGGACGCAGAUCACACACAGCACUUUAGAGACAACUUUUGACUCUACGGUAACAACAGAAGUCAGUGGGCGUGGAUUGUCGACUCUUUCUACUCGGCCUGCCCCCAUGUCCUGGCGUCUUGGCCAAACACAACCUCAGAGCCCUCGACUUCAGGCAGGCGAUGCCCCAUCCCAUACUGGCAGUUAUGCUCCUUCAAGGUCCGUCUCUUCAUCUACUGGUCGCUAUGGUGAUCCCUCACGCCUGGUCUACACAGCACCGCUGAGAAGGGCUGCGACUACAGUGGGCAAAAGUGUGGAGCUUGGUGAAAAAGAGGCGGGGCUUGAGGAGGAAGUGGGUGGAUAUAUGAGUGACGGGGACAUACUUGCCAAAAACGUACGGACAGAUGACAUGAGCAGCGGCUACGUAACAGAUGGAGGUGUGUAUUCUCGUAACGUGGGUCGAGUUCCUGACCUUCCGUCUACACGAGAGCUCAUUCAACGGGUUAAAGAGGGAGAGGCUGACAGUUACGACGACAGUAGUUCAGUCAGCAGUGGUCUGAGUGACUCUCUUGAUGUUGGAGCUGAUGAUGUUCACACACUGAAUUCAUCUCACAGAAGCAAGUCUAAGCAGCAGUCUAAUCAGAAUAACAGUAGCUGGUGUGGAGCUGAAGAUUUGAAGAAGGUUGAUGAACAAAUUGAAACCAUCGUAGACUCUCCAUCUCCAAUGGAAGGGGCUGGGCAUUCCAUGUCUCAGACAGGCUCAUGGAGGCGGGGCAUGAGCGCCCAAACGGGUAUCACCUCACCACGGCAUAAAAACAGCAACACGACUCCCAAAACACCAGCAGGUAAAACAGAUGAUGCCAAGGCCUCAGAAAAAGUUAAGACUCCUUGUAAAUCUCCCAGUAUGCAACGCUCUCCAUCAGAUGUGGGCAAAAACAGUGGUGAUGAGGGUAAAAAGUCUGGCCUCACCCGUCCUCCCCCCACCACUGGCUCGUUUGGAUUCAAAAAGAUACCAGCUGCUACAGAACAAGCAGCACCCAAGUCUAUAUCAGGCAAAUCAGCUGGGAAGGUGGGUGGGACCACCUGUGUGGUGGGAGGAUCCAGGAAAACAAGUCUGGAUGGGUACCGUCACCAUGACGAUGGGGUUCUUCUGAGCAUUGGCGGGCCUAAAAUGCCUCUUCAGUAUCGUUCACUUCCACGGCCGGCUAAAUCCUACCGAACUAUCGAAUCACCCACAGUGAAAGGGAGUGGGGUUAUAACUGGGCUUGUGGCUGGUGGUGGGGCUGAUGGUGGGGCUGGACCUGGACCUGGACCUGGACCUGGCCCUGGAGCAGGACCUGGAACUGGAACUGCAAAUGGUGCUUCAAAAAGGAAGGACGGAGGGAAGACUGAGUCAGGGAGGUCAAGCCCAGUUAGUGUAAAUCAGACCGACAAGGAGAAGGUUUCAGUAUCAGAACAGGAGGGAGCAGCACUAAGCACAUCACCUAAAUCCAGCCCAACAUCCAGCCAAUCAGGACUCAGACAACCUGGAUCCAAGUAUCCCGACAUUGCCUCACCCACCUUCCGAAGGUUAUUCGGCAGUAAGUGCAGCAACAGUAAGCCAAGCUCACCUGACUCCACUAAGACAGCUUCCUUUACCUCCCCCCUCGACUCCCCAGGCAGUGGGGGCAACAGAACACCUGACUCCCUCUCUAACACCCGCCAAUUCCUCAGCAGUUCAUCUGCGGGCAGCAAAGAGACACUGAGCAGCAUUCAUACCAGCUCACACACUAGCUUACACACAAGCUCACACACCAGUCUCCACACCAGCUCGGAAUCCAUUGAGCUUCCUGGGCCACAUCAUCAACAUGCACCAAGGCUUAAAUCUACACUCUCCCAAGGCAUGACACUUGACAGAAACACACUCCCCAAAAAGGGAUUAAGACAUCCUCCUUCCUCCAGACAGAUGUCUCAUGAAGAAGGUAAAGAAUGGCUUCGGUCUCAUUCCACUGGGGGACUGCAGGACACGGGGAGUCCCCUCUCCCCACCCACCGGCAAAUACCAUUACAGCAACCUGGUAAGUCCCACAGGUGCUAUGACUCGGUCUAACAGUAUUCCGGAUCAGGAGGCGUUCGAUCUGUAUGGAGACGGCCGAGUGUUGUGUGGCAGUAACACCUCGCUGGAGGAACGGCCGCGCGCCAUCAGUCGCUCCGGAUCAUUCAGAGACAGCACUGACGAAGUUCAUGGGUCGUCUCUGUCCCUGGUGUCCAGCACGUCGUCUCUGUACUCAGCGGUGUACGCCUACAUGGAGAAGACCGAGGAGAAAGCUCACUCUGAGCAAAUCAGAAAGCUGCGCCGGGAGCUUGACGCUUCUCAUGAAAAGGUCGCGACCUUGACAUCUCAGCUUUCAGCCAAUUCUCACCUGGUUGCAGCGUUUGAGAAGAGUUUAACAAACAUGACGGGUCGCUUACAGAGUCUCACCAUGACAGCAGAGCAGAAGGAAUCAGAGUUGGCAGAAUUGAGAGAGACGAUUGAAGCUUUAAAGGCUCAAAACACAGACGCACAAACUGCCAUACAGGUGGCUCUGAAUGGACCUGAACAUCUACACAGAGUUCGGCGUCAGCAGUCCUCAGAAAGUGUGUCGAGCAUUAACAGUGCAGUGAGUCAUGGCAGCUUAAACAAUAAAGACCUGGAUGACAAGAAAAAGAAGAAAAAGAGUUGGUUGCGUAGUUCCUUUAAACAGGCUUUUGGGAAGAAGAAAAGCUCGAAGCUGCAGACGUCUCAUGAUGAGCUGGAGGAAAUGACCGACUCAUCUGUCCCGGAAUCACCAAAACUGCAACAUACACACAUAGACGGCAGCACACAGGCUUUGCACACAUCUUCAUCCACUACUGAUAAAUCAUCCCCCAUUUGGGUGCCAAAGAAAAGGCAAAACGGCCAUGUUGUCUACAAACACAGAUCUCGGCUGUGUGAGUGUACCGAGGCCGAGGCCGAGAUCAUCCUGCAGCUGAAGAAUGAGCUGAGGGAGAAGGAGCUGAAACUCACUGACAUCCGACUGGAAGCUCUAAGUUCAGCUCAUCACCUGGACCAGAUAAGAGAGGCCAUGAACCGCAUGCAGAACGAGAUCGAGUUGCUGAAAGCCGAGAAUGACAGACUAAAGUCCAGUGGAAACUCCACCCCUUCUGCCAUGUCAUCCAAAACGCCCCGUCCCCCAUCCGAGACCUCAAGUACCUCCUCCUCAUCCUCCCGUCAAUCACUGGGCCUGUCACUCAACAACCUGAACCUCACAGAGACCAUCAUGUCAGAUCUGCUGCUGGACGACGGCUACGAGGGAAACUUGCGCAAAGAGGGCCGAAGUGUACGAAUAGUCGUCAGCAUCGCCGGGGGCUCCAACAGGACCAAGAGUCUGGAGUAUCUCAUCGGCUCCAUCGGCGUCAGCGGGAAGACCAAGUGGGACGUUUUGGACGGUGUGAUACGGCGACUCUUUAAGGAGUACGUGUUCCGUGUGGAUCCAUUGACAAGUCUGGGAGUGAAUUCGGACAGUAUCGUGAGUUACAGGAUUGGGGAAGUGGAGCGCUCUCAGGUUUCUGAACUCCCUGAACUUCUGCCCUGUGGAUACCUGGUGGGAGAAAACAGCGUCAUCAACAUUACACUCAAAGGUGUGAGGGAGGACAGUAUAGACGACCUAGUGUUCGAUACCUUGAUCCCCAAACCCAUAAUCCAGCGCUACCUGAAUCUGCUGAUGGAGCAUCGCAGGAUCAUCCUGUCCGGCCCGAGCGGCACGGGGAAGUCCUACCUCGCCAACAAACUGGCGCAUUACAUCAUCAACAAGAGUGGCCGGGAAGUGAACGAGUACAGCCUCGCCUGCUUCAAUGUCGACCAGAAAUCCAGCAAGGAUUUGUGUCAGUACCUCUCAGCUCUGGCCGAACGCUGUAACUGUGAUGAAGGCAAGCGAGAGCGUCAGCUCCCCCUGGUGGUUCUGAUCGAUAACCUGCACCACAUCGGCAACCUGAGCGACAUCUUCAACGGCUUCCUCAACUGCAAAUACCACAAAUGCCCAUAUGUGAUCGGGACAAUGAACCAGGGCGUCUCUUGUUCCCCGAAUCUGGAGCUGCACCAUAACUUCAGGUGGGUGCUGUGUGCGAACCACACGGAACCGGUCCGGGGGUUUCUGGGUCGGUUCCUGCGGCGGAAGCUGAUCGAGAUGGAGAUCGAUAAAAACACUCGCAGUAACGAACUCAUUAAGAUCAUCGACUGGAUCCCCAAAACAUGGCAGCACAUCAACACCUUCCUGGAGGCUCACAGCUCGUCUGAUGUCACCAUCGGUCCACGGUUGUUCUUGUCAUGCCCGAUGGAGGUUGAAGGUUCUCGUGUAUGGUUUACAGAUCUCUGGAAUUUCUCACUCGUGCCGUACUUACUUGAGGCAGUAAGGGAGGGGCUACAGCUUUAUGGUAAGAGAGCUGUGUGGGAGGAUCCAUCCAAAUGGGUUAUUGACAGCUCCCCAUGGAGCUCCGCCCCCCUGCAGCGUGACAGCCAAUCACUGCUACCGCUGAGGCCAGAAGACGUGGGCUACGACGCGUUCAGCUCCUAUAAAGACGGAGCUUCACCAAAGCAAUCGCACAAACACACGGCGCAGAGUGACAGCGAUGGAGACCCACUGACGUUCAGAGAUUAUAAGAUGAAUAUGCUGAUGAGGCUACAGGAAGCUGCUAACUACUCCAGUGCCACUCAGAGCUGUGACAGCGACAGCGCCAGUCACCAUGACGACGGUCUAGACUCCUCCCUCGAGUCUGCCCUUUAAGAGCUAGCUUUCUUCUAAUUGGCUGAAGAGGCAGAAGAUAAAACAGAACUACUGGUGAAAUGUGCAAUUAGAACCGAAUUCCACUUGCAGCCUAAUUGUUGAUCACUGACAAACAAACAAACAAAAAAAUCGAACAACUGGAAGUUUUGCUUUUUUGAAUUUUUUUUACAUUUCUUUCAGUUUUGUCACCGUUACUUCCCCACGCUGGAGUGUUGUUUUCCAGGCGACUUGUUCGACUCUGUGGUGCUGCUCUAGUGCCAAAAUCCGUUUACGUUUGUAUGCCAACAAGCACAAGCGGGCCUCGUCUUAUUUCCCCUACUGUGAAAUCACUUCGCCAGCACUAGCCACUUCAUCAUCUGUAAUGCCUGAACCGGAGCCGUAUUUUAUUUUUUUUUGUUUUCAUUUGACUGCCUGCAGUUCCCCUUUUAUCCACCAGGAGCGCUGGAGUGCUGGAUGAUUAUUCCCUGCGAAGUGGGAACGAGGGAACAAGGGGACGAGUCCGAUUCUGGUGCUUUAUUGCUGCCUUAAAUGUGCUGAGCUCUAGUAGACGUCUGCAGGACGUAAGAAGACGAAAAGAACGUUGUCUUUUCUGCGGAGAGGACGGAAAUGUAAAUGAAUAAAUGCCACGUUUGCAUAUUUUAUUUUUGUUACCUCAUGAGUGAGUGUUGGAUUUCGGAUGCAGCGUUAUAAAAACCGUUGCACAUGUAUGUUUGUGUGUGUGUGUGUGUGUGUGUGUGUGUGUGUGUAUAUAUAUAUAUAUAUAUAUAUAUAUAUAUAUAUAUAUAUAUAUAUAUAUAUAUAUGUAUGUAUAUGUAUAAAAUAAAGCAGAUGUAAUAUGGAAUUUUAUGAAAUCCCAGUUGAGCUGGGACAAACUGAACUCUAAGGAUGAGCACAAAAAAGACAAGUUGCUUUGCUAGCAUGCUGUUUUUACUUCUGUCACCUGUAACUGUGUGUGUCUGUGUGUGUAUCGUGUGUGUUCCAUAUCUGUGAGGUUCAAAAUUUAAAGUAAUUUUCUUAAUUUCGUUCUACAGAGAGAGAAUACAAAUUAUUUGGAAUUAAAAGAAAAAAAAAGUAAGUUUAAUAUUAAUGGUAACGCGGAUGGAGGCGGCGGAUGAACUGCGGUGAUUAUUAGAUGAGUUGUUUGGAGUGGAAGCGUACAGAUAUCACAAGGCUGUCGGCUUAAACAGAGCACUUUUCCUUAAAAACACACUGUACAUGCGCAGCCUCUCUGUGGUUUGGUUUAAUAACACAGUCACAGCUUCAUUUUGUCAGGAAAACAAAAUGGUUUAUAUAUGUAAAAAACGAAAUCUUUAUAGUUUAUGAAAAUUAUUUAUGAAUAAAAAAAAAUAUCUACAGUUUCUGCAGAAUUGUGUAAAACCGGUGCUUUAUUAUUCUGAUUGUCCAACAAGCCCUGCUUACUGUAAUCACUAAAGAUAUAAAUUAUGAAGCAUAAAUGUUCAAUUUGUAGAUUUUUCCCGAAACAAAAAACAUCUUGUUUUUAAGGUGCAAAUAGUUUUUUAAUGGACUGUAUAGUAACUAUAAAAAGUCGAAAUUGAAACCCCGUGAAUAAAUCAGACAUAAAUAAUAACACAGAAUGUAAAGAGAAUAAUGAACCUGCCAUUAAAUAAUUGUUCAACAUAUUUACAAUAUUCAGAAACAUUAUCACUACCUCAACAUUCACUCUGUUUUACACAUUUACAGAAAUGUCUCGUAAUCCCACUAUCAAGAACAAACAAAUAUAACUGUUAUAAAUGUGGUAGAUAUGGUGAUGAGAGUGUAGAGAAUGAUCUCAGUGUUGAAGCGGACAGCGGGCGUGCUGCCUUAAUCUAAUAAAAGUAUUUACAUAUUCAUUAAAAUUACACAAUAUAUUAACAGCCACACAAAAUGUUAAAGAAAUCUUCACAGCAUGUUGAUAAAAUAGUCAACAUGUAAUAAGAAUAAAGAUAAUUUCUAUAGAAUUAAAAAAAGAAUAAAUAAAAAAUUCCCAUUUUUGUAUUUUUUUCACACAGUGUAUAAAGAAGCAAAACAUUUGAAAUGAGAAUUUUAUAGCAAUUAAUAUAAGCAUGUUGAAUGCAUUUUAUUCAUCGUGCCCAUUAGAAUUAAAGAAAAAAAAAAUAAAGUUCAUUUUCGUGAAAAGCUGCCACAUGUUGAACUUACAGGAGGUUUACUUCAGUGAAAUCAUCAUAAUAAAAUAAAAAUGCAGAAGGUGCUCUGAGUAAGUGGUGCUUGAAGAAUAAAAUGCAUUAAAUUAAUUCUUUCAUUAUGUAAUAAUGAUAAAGUGCGUGUUAAAUACCUGCCUCAUACAGUAACAGAUUUAAAAUAACACACAAGGUUUUAACUUUCUAUGCUGCUGCAUGUUGAAAUUUAACAUAAAACCCGACCAUAAAGUUUCUAGAGCUAGAAUAUUUGCUAGGACUUUUUUUUGUUGUUCCUCUUCCCCCAGAUAUGUUUACAAAAAUAAAUGAAAUUGCUAAAGGUGCAGAAAGUGCCGAAAUCUUCCAGGUGCUAAUGACCUUUGACCUUUCCCACAGUGCCGUUCCUGACUACACAAAGUCUGUUGUCUGUUACACAAAGACAUUCGGAUCAAGUCUCCUCUCACACAGACUGUGUUUAUAAAUAUUUUAUCGUUUUUUUAUUCAAUUUUUUUUGUGUGUGUAUGUUGUGAUUUUCUCCAUAGAGCCGCAGUUCGAAUUUAAAAUAUUUAAAACAGUUUAGGAAGGUAAAUUGUACAUAUUUCUUGCACAUUUUUUUAAAUGUGAAACUCGCUUUUUUGAAAAAUAAAUAAAUAAAUAAAAAUUUACCAGUUAUAUAACUUAUAAAACUUUGAAAGAAUUAAAGAAUUAAACGGUUUUGGGUUAAAUUUCUAAUUAAAAUUAAUAGAGGCGGCAAAAUUACAGUCCUUUCCUGCAUAAAUUUAAUUAAAUAAGUAUGGUCUUUUCAUAUUUUUUACCUUCUUUGAUUCAUCUUUAAUAUAAUAUUUUUAAUCCCCAAAUGACAAGCAUGUUGAUUUUUUUAUGUAAUCUUAAAUUUGCACAAUUGUUUCUUUAAGGUUUGUUCCUAAAAAUAUAAAUAGUUAAAAGAAAGUUACAACAUGCUGAUUUUUUUUUAUGUUUAACUUUUUUUUAAUUGUGGUCAUUUUUUUUUAUGAGUCUUGCGAACUUUAUACGUUUUUUUUUUUUUUUUACUGAAAAUUCUACUGAAAAUCUUUGUGCCAGAAAUCUAAACAGUGUUUUACUGAAACUAUUUGACUUUUUUUUUUUUUUUUUUUAAGAAAGAACAAGUAUUCUUCCCCAGAAAAAAAAUGAAAUCUUUUAUUUUUAAUCUAAUAUCUAAACGUGAUUUAACUUUAAACUUAGCUGCUAAUUAAAUUCACGUUCAGGAGAUUAAGGAACUGAACUCACAGGAAUGUGACGGUUAUUCAGUGAUUAUUGUAGAUGAUAAAAUGUAUGUAACGAAUAUUACAAACCUGUUAGGCUCAAAACCAUGUGAAAGCACUUUAUCACCGAAACUCUAGGGUUAGAUUUAUAAUCUCUUUGCAGUAAAUUCCCAGCAUGCACUGCACAGUCUUUAAUUUCUGCUUAUAGACUGAAACGUAAGCUGCCAGAAAUACUAAAAUUGACCUUGAUUAGAUUUUUGACCUUUAGUGACCUUCCCAACCUUAAAGUUGUUAAAGUUUUGAUUACUUUCUUUUUAUUUAUUUUCAAAUUUAAAUAAAGAUCAAUUCCCUGGUUUUUUUUUUACUCGUACAUUGUUCUGAUUGUUUUGGCUCUAAAAAACCCUGGAACAGUUUAAAGUCAGAUCUUGUCUAAUAAUAAUAAUAAUAAUAAUAAUAAUAAUAUUUCUCACUCUUUCUUGAACAUCCUGCUCACAUGUCCAUGCUCUUCUUGCUUCCUUGUUGUUAUGUAUGUUUGUUUGAUUUUGUUGCAUAGUUGCACUCGGUACGAGUGUAACGGUUAUUACACUUUGUUUUCUGUGUGUAAAUGUUUUAUAUUUUGUACAUUUGUAAGUAACAUAUCAUGUAAAUAAUAAGAGACUGCGAUUUAAAAAUCAUCUGGAGAAUUUUGUAGUCUUUGUAAAAUGAGAAUAAAUGGAGUCUGGUGUCACCUGAAA